AUGAUGGCCCUGUUCACGGCGUCCUCGAUCCAGUCGGCCUUUGUUGAGCUGUCGGCAGAUCUGGGCGUCAGCGUACAGCGGACGAGCUACCUGGUAUCCAUCGUCAUCGCCGUCCUCGGCGGUGCACCUCUGCUGUGGAGGCCCAUCUCGCACACGUACGGCCGACGGCCGGUCUUCCUCGCCACGCUGCUGUGCAGCCUGGUGGGCAAUGUCGGCUGCGCCGUGUCCCACUCGUACGGGACUAUGGGUCUCUGCCGGGCCAUCACCGCCUUCUUCAUCUCUCCCGCCAUGGCGUUCGGGACCGCGGUCGUGCAGGAGACCUUCUUCCGCCAGGAGCGGGCCCGGUUCAUGGGCGUCUGGUCGUCCAUGCUGACGCUGGGGGUCCCCGUCGCCCCCCUCAUCUUCGGCUUCGUCGCCGAGAGGGUAUCGUAUAGAUGGAUCUUCUGGACGCUCGCAAUCACCAACGGCGUGCAGUUCAUCCUGCAUGCCCUCCUGGGACCCGAGACCCGGUUCGAGCCCGCCAGCGAUGUACCCCUCGAGCGGACGUCCAGGUUCAGGCGGGAGUACCUCAGCUUCCGCCGCAUCGACCAGACCCCUCUGAGGCUCGCCACGUUCCUCUCCCCCCUCCGCCUCGUCACGUACCCCAACGUCAUCCUGCCGGCAGCUGCCUACUCCAUGGUCUUCCUGUGGGGUAGCGUCAUGACCACCUUCGAGAUACCCCAGAUCUUCCCGGAGAAGUUUGGCUUCGGCCCGGAGAAGGUCGGGCUCCAGUACAUCGGGAUCAUCGUCGGCACCAUCAUCGGGGAGCAGAUCGGCGGCGUCAUGUCCGACAAGUGGAUGCUGGCGCGCGAACGGAAGGGGAACUCGCCGCGGCCGGAGCACCGCCUCUGGCUGAGCUAUGUCGGCUACGCGCUGAGCAUCUGCGGCGUUGCCGUCUUCCUGGUGCAGAUCGACCGAGCCUCGGAUGAGUGGAACGUCACGCCCAUCAUCGGCGCUUCCAUCGCGGCGGCGGGGAAUCAGAUCGUCACGACGAUCCUGAUCACCUACGCCGUCGACUGCUAUCCGCAAGAAGCGGCCGCGAUCGGCGUCUUCAUCACGCUGGUGCGGCAGUGCUGGGGGUUCAUCGGUCCGUUCUGGGCUCCGGAUCAGUGUGGUUGUGAUAGCAGCUCUGAUACUAGGAGUGUCUAUACUGCCCACGACGCUGUUACAGUGGAGAGGACGAUACUGGCGGAACAAGACGAAUAG
Molecule: messenger RNA, 1245 nt
Organism: Geosmithia morbida
Lineage: Eukaryota; Fungi; Ascomycota; Sordariomycetes; Hypocreales; Bionectriaceae
Product: putative arabinose efflux permease, MFS family
Exons: 3
Coding region: 1-1245 (414 amino acids)
Biological process (GO): transmembrane transport
Molecular function (GO): transmembrane transporter activity
Source: RefSeq, a predicted model, not a curated record